AUGUCCUCGGCAAAACCUACCAUCCUAUUCAUCCCUGGAGCAUGGCAUAGCCCGGACGUCUUCGAUGACGUGCGUGCCUCCCUAGCAAUCCGUGGCUUUCCCAGCGUAGCUGUGGCGCUCCCAGCUAUCGGUGCAGAGCCUCCAUCCAAAGGGCUCGCUGACGAUACCAUUUUCGUGCAAAAUGAGAUUGAAAGAUUAUCUAACGAAGGCAAGCAAAUUGUAGUUGUUGCCCAUUCCUACGGUGGUAUGGUUGGAGCCGGUGCAGUCGAAGAUAUGGGAUAUGCAGAAAGGCAGAAGACCAAUAGGAAAGGUGGCGUUCUUAUGCUGGUAUAUCUGGCUGCCUUUGUCGCCAAAUCAGGCACUAGCCUACUAGACAUGCUCGGAGGAAAGUGGUUACCAUGGAUGCAACUUGAUGUGGGUAUUGUCUUUCUCCUAUUAUAUGCAUAUCGCAGCAUUGACAGCAUCUAG
Penicillium riverlandense is the source of this 468-nucleotide messenger RNA. RefSeq lists its product as uncharacterized. The record is from RefSeq and is a predicted model, not a curated record. Lineage: Eukaryota; Fungi; Ascomycota; Eurotiomycetes; Eurotiales; Aspergillaceae. Bases 1 to 468 code for a protein of 155 amino acids. The transcript has a single exon.